UGUCAGUUUAGCUUCCUUGCCGUUAGAGCAGAUUUCUAUAACAAAAAAAAAAAAAAAAGCAAUGGCGGUUGCUGUUGGUCGAGCUGUAUCAGCAACCACAACAGGCGUACGUUUACUGUCUGUCUCGCGCAGUUUAGCAUCUAUCCAGGCUUCAUCAUUUGUAACGGCGUUGUCAUCUUCGAAGUUGGGUUUGUGGCCGGUGCGGAUAAGGAACAAUGAACCCGACAGAAAAAAGCUGUUUGUUAUACGAGCUGCAAGAGCUGAGUCCGAAGGCGUUUCCCUUGGUUUCAGGGCUCCCAAUUUCCAGUUGCCAGAGCCUCUAACUGGGAAGAUUUGGACUUUGGAAGAUUUUGAAUCAUAUCCUGCUUUAUUGGUUAUGUUUGUAUGCAACCACUGCCCAUUUGUUAAGCACCUUAAGAAGGAUAUUGUGAAGCUUUCAAAUUUCUAUAUGAAGAAAGGGCUUGCAGUUGUUGCAAUAUCUUCGAAUUCUGUAGCCACUCACCCUCAGGAUGGGCCACAAUUUAUGGCAGAAGAGGCGAAACUAUAUAAUUAUCCUUUCCCUUACCUAUAUGAUGAGACUCAAGAUGUUGCAAGAGAUUUUGGAGCAGUUUGUACACCAGAAUUUUUUCUAUUUAAAAAGGCUGGCAGGAGGCCAUUUGAGCUGGUAUAUCAUGGGCAAUUUGAUGAUUCACGGCCAAGUAAUAAUGUUCCUGUUACUGGAAGGGACUUAAGCCUUGCUAUAGAUCGUGUUCUUAGUGGCCAACCAGUACCAUCAUUUCAGAAACCAAGUGUUGGAUGCAGCAUAAAGUGGCACCCAUUAAAAAGCUCGUAGCGUGCAACAAUUUUAUUCAGUUAUCUAAAGAACAUAAUCUGUGAGUGUACAUUUGCUAAGAGAAGUGGCAUUUCCUUUUAGUGCAAAUAGAUAAUACUGGAGUGCAACUUAUUUUUCUUGUCAUAAAGUUCCAUGAACCAACAGGUUCCUUUCUUUGGAAUCCUGAAAGCACAGUGGAUAUGAAAAGAUUCAACAUGUAAUUGUAAUCUGACUUGUAAUUUUGUAUAUAGGAAUUGCUCUACAUAUGGAUUAAAAGCUGUUACAAAGUUUACUGGUUACUGGUG
Messenger RNA from Theobroma cacao (cacao), 1116 nucleotides. Its product is annotated as Thioredoxin superfamily protein. The record is from RefSeq and is a predicted model, not a curated record. NCBI's taxonomy places the organism in Eukaryota, Viridiplantae, Streptophyta, Magnoliopsida, Malvales, Malvaceae. Gene Ontology annotation, molecular function: antioxidant activity; oxidoreductase activity.